AUGAAGGGUGCUGCUGAGGAAGCUGCUGCUGGAGACUCUUUGGCUGCAAACGGAACAGCCAAAGGGCGCAGCAAAGACACGUCUAGCAGCAGCAGCAGCAGCAGCAGCAGGGAUAAAAGCAAGACGCGGCACAGCAGCGGCAGCAGCAGCAGCAGCAGCAAAAGGCGCGACAGCAGGAAGGAGAAGAGACACAAGGAGAAGAAAAGAGGCGACAGAGAAAGAGACAGAGAAAAAGACAAAAAGAGCAGCAGCAGCAGCAGCAGCAAAAGCAGCAAACAAAGAGAUGGCUCUCCUGCGCCGCUGAAGAGGCAGGAAAAGAGCAGCAGUCGCCGCCACCGCAGCAGCAGCAGCAGCAGCAGCCGCAGACGUAGCAGCAGGAAGCACCGGAGCAAACACAGCAGCAGCCCAGAGCACCGCAGGGGACGCAGCAGCAGACACAGCAGCAGCAGCAGCAGCAGCAGCAAGAGGAAGAGGCACUCCAGCAGCCAGAGAGACAGAGGCGGAGACGCCAAACGAAUACACAAGACUUCUCAAGGCGCAGCAGCAGCAACUGCUGCUGCUGCUGCUGCUGCGCCUGCAGCAGCAGCUGCAGCAGCAGCCAAGCCGGCUGUCUCCGCCUCGACCGCGCCUGAUCAUGCUGCAGUGCUGCAGUCAGCAGCAGCAGCAGCAGCAGCAGCAGCACCAACAAAAGCAGCAGCGUUGCCAUCAACAGCAGCAGCAACAUCUCCAUCAACAGCAGCAGCAGCGUCAGUAGCAGCAGCAGCAGCAGCACCAGCAGCAGCAGCAGCAGCACCAGCCGCAGCAGCAGCAGCAGCAGCAAAGAGAAGGACAGGGGCGCAGCAGCAAAGAGCAGUGGACUCGUCGCCACCCAGAGGGGGCAUGCGCUACACAUCCCGGAGCAGAUCUCCUGGGCAGCAGCGGCGCUCUCCUUCCUACGGGGCCUACCGCAGCGUAUCUGGAGACUGCAGCAGCAGCAGCAGCAGCAGCAGCAGCAGCAGCAGCAGCAGCGGCCUGAAUAUGAAUGAUGACGCUUUCGAGGAGGGCGAAGAAGAAGAUGAAGAUGAGGCUUUCGACCUUUCUCUCACUGGCGGCCGCUUCUACGAGCUGCUGGAGCAGCAAGUCACUUGCGUCUCCGUGGGGGGCCCUUUGCCGAUUCCAGAGCCAGUGGAGACUUUAGAAGACUGCCUGGCCAGCAGCAGCAGCAGCAGCAGCAGCAGCAGCAGCAGCAGCAACGGGGGGGGGCUGCUGGCGCCGCUGGUGGUGGAGAACUUGAAGAAGAUGAAGUGCAAGUGGCUGCUGCCGAUUCAGCGGUUUGCGUUUCCUGCUGCAGCAGCAAACCACGAUUUGUUGGCUAGAGCAGCAACAGGCUGCGGCAAAACCCUAGCUUUUUUGGCUCCUCUUGUUUCGAAGUCUCUUUCUUUCAAGGGUUUGUUCAGGCCCCACUUCCCCGGCAGCCACGCCCAGGCCUCUCCGGUGUCUGUGGUGCUGUGCCCCACUCGCGAGCUGGCGAUGCAAAUUGACGAACAGCUCGCGAGGCUGGUGGUGGGCAGCGACCUUUCGCACAGCCUGUGGAUCGGGGGUGUCUCUGCGACGGAGCAGGUGCACGAGAUAAACCGGCGGCAGAUCGACGCAGCUGUCUGUACACCCGGGAGAGUCGACGAGUUGUGUUUGAGAGGAAAAGUCUCUUUAGAAUUUGUUCAACUUUUGGUUUUGGACGAGGCGGACGCAAUGCUAGACUUGGGGCUGCAGCAAGUCAUGACGGAGUUGGCGACGAGUCGAGACAUGCCUGCGACUCGCCAAACCCUUUUAUUUUCGGCAACAUUUCCGGAAAAACUUUUAUCUCUUUUGCCUCUUGUUUUGAAGUCUCCUUAUUUCAAAAUUGAAGUUCAAAAUGACCAAAACAAGCUGCAGCAACAAGCCCCCAUCCAGCAGAUUUGUUCAUCUUUCAGGAGUUCAAGUGGCUACCAACAUGGGAGGAAAAGAUUGCAGAAUUAA
Eimeria tenella is the source of this 1995-nucleotide messenger RNA. RefSeq names its product ATP-dependent RNA helicase, putative. NCBI's taxonomy places the organism in Eukaryota, Apicomplexa, Conoidasida, Eucoccidiorida, Eimeriidae. The record is from RefSeq and is a predicted model, not a curated record. Bases 1 to 1995 code for a protein of 664 amino acids. Gene Ontology annotation, molecular function: ATP binding; nucleic acid binding. The transcript is spliced from 8 exons.